This is a messenger RNA of Camelina sativa (false flax), 1474 nucleotides long. RefSeq lists its product as uncharacterized. The record is from RefSeq and is a predicted model, not a curated record. Lineage: Eukaryota; Viridiplantae; Streptophyta; Magnoliopsida; Brassicales; Brassicaceae.
CCCUGUUCUGUUCAACUCUAGCUUCCUCCUUAACCCCUUCAGUCAAACCUCCGUCGAUCCAUCCUUUCAAAUCCACAUCUACAAUUUUCAAAUGAUUUCUUAAUAAUUAACCAGAUUUAAUCAUUGAAAAACAAAACUUAUAUCGAGUCUCCCGAUCGAUGUGAGUAAAUAUUAUAUAUGCAAAAUGCAUGUUCACAUCAUCUAAUCUUUCAUCUUCCAUAGGUUCUUCCUUCUUAUCCUUCUUACAGCUCUCUGUGAAUUUGUCUCCAUCUCAACGUGUCCAUGUGGUAGUCUUACCUCAUUACUUCUCUCUUUCUGUCCUUGAAUUUUUCUUUUAUAUAAAUGUUACCCUUAACAUUCUGAAUCUUCAUUUCUCUCUCUGUCUCUCUCUCUCUCAAAGUCCACUUGCUCUAGCUUACACGUUAUUUUGUCUGUCACUUCAUAACUAGCUCCGUUGUUGUUACAUAGUAGUACGAACAUUAUGGUAUCAGCCGAAACGGCUACAAUGGCGGAAGCUAAGAUGGUUUUCAUGACUGAGGCGGCGUCACCACCGUCGUCAGGACCACGUAUCUCCUUCUCAGCGGAUUUGUCAUCAUCAGACAGCGACGGAGAUUACAUCUGUGUCAACCCUGUGAACCUCAUUGUCGGUAAAGAAGAAAAAGACAAGACGAACUUGGUGAAAGCUGGAGACUUUGAGUUUCUGUCUGAAAACGUAACGAGUAACCAAACGAUGCUUACCGCCGACGAGUUGUUCUGUGAAGGAAAGUUACUUCCUUUCUGGCAGGUAAAGCAUUCAGAGAAGCUUAAAAACGUCAACUUGAAAACAAAAGUUGAAGUCGAAGAAGAAGAAGAAGAAGAUCAUAAAGUAGUGAGAGAGGAGGUUGUUCAUAACACCAAGGAGCAGGAGAACAACAACAGAGGAAGCUGGUUUCUUGACGACGACCCUUCUCCACGUCCACCAAAGUGCACUGUGCUGUGGAAAGAGCUUUUACGGCUGAAGAAACAGAGGACCACCACGACGACAACGGUUUCGUCAACGAGGGUAUCGUCUCUUUCGCCGUCUUCAUCUUCGAGCUCGACAUCGUCUUCUUCUAGCUCGAUUGGGGAUGCGGUGAAGAAGGAAGAGAGAGAGAAGGAAGGGAAGAGAGGUAAGAAAGGGUUAGAGAGGACGAGAUCUGUGACUAUGAGGAUAAGACCAAUGAUUCAUGUUCCUGUUUGUACUCCUUCUAAGUCCUCUGCUCCAUUGCCUCCUCUGUUUCCUCUAAGGCUACACAAAAACAGAGUAGAGAGACGAACUUGAUGAACAUCUUUUGUGUGGUUUAUAUUAAUCCUUCCUUCGGUUGGGUUUUGUGAUUAGAUGGGAUCUUUGUGAUUGAGAUCUGAGGUGUGACAGUGUAAAUGUGAACAUUUUCAUACCCGGAGAACAAUAAAAUUUUAAUAAUUAUUGAAUUUGAAUACACCCAUUUUUAUGCUU